Molecule: messenger RNA, 2672 nt
Organism: Neltuma alba
Lineage: Eukaryota; Viridiplantae; Streptophyta; Magnoliopsida; Fabales; Fabaceae
Exons: 15
Coding region: 135-2564 (809 amino acids)
Source: RefSeq, a predicted model, not a curated record
UCUCGGUACCCGGCGAUUAGCUCGUGAGCUUCCGCUAUGCUUAAUGCUUAGCAUAAAUUACCGUUAUUCUGACUUCCUGUGCACAUCGAUCCCUAUUUCUGGUUCCUGAAAACGAUUUUCAUGAUUAAAGUGCUAUGAGAAUGUCACGGUCUCGCUCGUUUUUAUACUCCUUCGCAAUUGUACUGAGUCUUCUCUUGACUCCCUCCGAGUCGGCACCGCAAGCCUUCAGAAGAGAUCGCAGUCACGCUCAAUGGCACCAUGGAGCUUUCCACGACGUGCGAGAUAGCGUCCGAUCCGAUGUUCGCCGCAUGCUUCACUCUCGCGCUGAGGUUCCGUUUCAAGUUCCGCUCGAAGUGAAUGUGGUUCUUGUUGGUUUCAACAAAGAUGGAGGCUACAGAUACUCUAUUGAUGCGCAUCAAUUAGAAAAAUUCCUCAAAAUGAGCUUUCCAUCGCAUAGACCAUCUUGCCUAGAGACUGGCGAGCCUCUUGACAUUGAGCAUCACAUGGUGUAUAAUGUUUUUCCGUCUGGACAACCUGAAUUGAUAGCACUAGAGAAGACACUUAAAGAAGCUAUGGUUCCUGCAGGAAAAGCUAGAGAGAUUGAAUUUGGAAGGGAGUUACCCUUGUUUGAAGUCGAAGCAACAGCUGUGGAGGACAUAUUUCAGAGGCUGUACUCUUACAUAUUUGACAUGGGUGCUGAGGGAAAUUCUGGCACCGAGAAGGAUAGACCAGAGCCAAUUGCAGUAUUUAUAUUAAACUUUGAUAAGGUUAGAAUGGAUCCUAGGAAUAAGGAAAUUGAUCUUGAUAGUUUGAUGUAUGGGAAACUUCCUGAGCUAAGUGAGGAUGAUAUUACAAAACAAGAAGGAGAUUACAUUUAUCGUUAUCGCUACAACGGUGGAGGAGCAUCCCAAGUUUGGCUGGGCUCGGGCAGAUAUGUGGUCAUUGACCUCUCAGCAGGGCCAUGCACUUAUGGGAAAAUUGAAGCUGAAGAGGGAAGCGUCAGUUUUAGAAGUCUGCCAAGAUUACGAAGUGUUAUGCAUCCAAAAAGUUGGCGAACAUUUGCUGAUCAUUCCAGCCAUGACAUUUUUCUUGGACAGCUUGCCUCUUUGAUAUCAAUCACGGUGGAGCAUGUUAUAGCUCCUGAUGUUAGGUUUGAAACUCUGGAUCUGACUUCAAGAUUGCUUAUACCUAUAAUUGUCUUGCAAAAUCACAAUCGAUAUAAUAUUAUGGAAAAGGGCCAUAACUAUAGUAUUAAUGUCCAAGAAAUUGAGGCAGAGGUGAAAAGGAUGCUUCAUGAUGGGCAAGAAGUAGUUAUUAUUGGGGGUGUGCAUUCACUGCAUCGCCAUGAGAAGCUGGCAAUUGCGGUGUCAAAAUCGAUGCGUGGCCAUUCCCUGCAAGAAACCAAGAAUGACGGCCGUUUCCAUGUUCAUACCAAGAUGUAUCUGGAUGGUGCUCUUUUGAAAGAGGAGAUGGAACGUUCUGCCGAUGUGCUUGCUGCUGGAUUGCUUGAAGUAGCGGAUCCAUCUCUGUCAAGUAAAUUCUUUCUUCGGCAGAACUGGAUGGAUGAAUCUGAUGGAUCAACAGAUUCUAUUCUUAAGCAUAAGCCUCUUUGGGCCUCGUAUGACUCAAAACGGGGCAAGAAAAAGAAGAGGAAUGUAAAGAAACAAGGGGAUCUGCAACCAACUUAUGGAACUAGAGUAAUUCCUGUUUUUGUGCUAUCAUUGGCAGAUGUGGAUCCAAACCUUAUGAUGGAAGAUGAAAGUAUGGUGUGGACGAGCAAUGAUGUUGUCAUUGUACUUCAGCAUCAAAAUGACAAGAUUCCUUUAAGUUAUGUUUCUGAAACACAGAGAAGGCAUGCUGUUCCAUCUCAGGCUCAACGACACAUAUUAGCAGGUCUUGCAUCAGUUGUGGGUGGUUUAAGUGCGCCCUAUGAGAAGGCUUCUCAUGUACAUGAAAGACCAGUUGUGAAUUGGCUCUGGGCAACUGGCUGUCAUCCAUUCGGACCAUUCUCUAAUACUUCUCAAAUAAGUCAAAUGCUUCAUGAUGUGGCCUUGAGGAACACAAUAUAUGCACGUGUGGAUUCUGCACUACGAAGAAUUCGUGAAACAUCUGAGACCGUCCAAGCUUUCGCAGCAGAACAUCUUAAAACUCCUCUUGGUGAACCGGUGAAGGGAAAAAGGGAGAAAUCAACCACUAAGCUGUGGUUAGAGAAGUUUUACAAAAAAACUACUAACUUGCCCGAACCAUUUCCGCAUGAAUUGGUUGAACGCCUGGAAAAAUAUCUUGAUGGCCUUGAGGAGCAGCUUGUCGAUAUGUCUUCAUUAUUAUAUGAUCACCGGUUACAAGAUGCCUUUUUGAACAGUUCAGACAUCUUACAGAGUACCAUCUUCACCCAGCAAUAUGUUGAUCAUGUUUUGGCUAGCGAGAGGGAGAAAAUGAGAUGCUGCAGUAUCGAUUACAAGUACCCGGUUCAUUCUUCUCAAACCUACAUCUAUGGAGGAAUACUAAUCGCUGGUUUCUUUGUGUACUUUGUUGUAAUUUUCUUUUCAUCUCCAGUCCGCUGACCUGAAAACAUUUUGAAACCAACAUGGAACACUCGCAACAAUUUUUGAUACAUGGAGCACAAUGCAGUGGAAUGUUGAGUGGGUUGUGUCUCUCUGUUGGAUUCGCCA